AUGAGGGUUGGAGGCGACGGGAGCGGAGCGGAGAACGAGGAGGACGGCGACGACAGGCCGGGGUCGCCCCCGUGGACUGUCGUCAUGUCGAAGCGCCGCACGACCCCCCACAUAGCGCCUGGAGUUCCCAGCGCCUCGGUACGUCCCUUUUCGUCUGCUCACCGCAUGCAGCGAGACCCGCGCAGCCGGCACCCUCGUCGCGGAGGGACGGCGCCACAGAGGCGGAGAGGAGGCUCCGACCGCGACCUGCCUCUGUCGGCGAAGCCGCCCGCCUUUUCUUCUGCGUCGCGCCCAGCUUCCGCUGGCGCGUCGCCUACGUCCGCCGUUCCCCCUGCGCACAUAAGGCUCGCCCCUGCGUCUCGGCACAGCGAGCCCGCGGAGGCGGAGCUGCCCCCGCAGCCAUCCCGCGCGCGGUCCGUGACGACUCUCGAGAUGGCGACCGCGGCGGCGGCGGCGCCCCGACGCCAAGGCGACGCGGAACAAUGGCCGGAACUGGGAGUCGAAGUGUCCGUCGCGAACGGGGGCGAGCGCGCGCGGCAGCGCCAGACGUCCAGCUGGGCGACGGUCGUGUCAGGCAGGGGCGGGCCGCCCCAGACGCCGCGACCUUGUCCCCCGCUCGCGGCUGCAGGGCGAGAGGAGGCGCGAGCGCGGCCGGGCGACCUCGCAGGCAGGCAACCGCGCAGACUGACGUCGACUCACGGGACUCUGGCGACUGCGGCUCCGGGCCCAACGGUGAAUGGAGCGCAUGCACGCCCUGGCUCUGCGCGGACGCCGCCCCUCUGCAGCCACGAAGGCAGCCUCGCUGGAGGAGAGACAGGAGGCGCGGGGGCGCGGAGGGCUGCAGCGGGAGGGAAAGGCGAGCACGGAGACGCGCUGCGCUGCGCAGAAAACUCGCCAGCAGACGGGGCAGAGGAAGAGGCAGCGAGGCCGCGGGCUUCUGGAACGGAGCAGAUGCAGCUGGGAGCCAGCCGGCUGAGGCCGACGCGCGGGAGUCAUCCCGUCUCGCCGGCUUUAGAAGCGAAAAAGUGGCCGCGGUCGCCGCAGCUCCAGAGCGUCUCGGCGCUCGGCGGGAGCCGAGGCGACGCGAAGACUAGCGGGGCGGCGGCUGCUGUAGACGCGGCUACACGAAGAAGGGAGAAGGAUUUCAGCGGCGAGGCGAAGCGUGCACGAGGCGAGGGAACGGUUGUCAAAGAGAAAGAGGGAGAUUCUCAGCCGUUCGAAGGAGAGAGGAAGCGACUCGUUGAGGACGUGGCCAUGGCGGCAAACGGCCUUGAGCGCCUCGGCGCUGCGGAGGCGCAGGAACGGAAGAGUUUGAUGGAAGCCGCCGCCUCGCCAACAGACGCCGGGCUACCGCAAGCUUCGGGUUCCUUUCCCUCUCUGGCCUCGUCUUCGCUCGCUUCUGCACCAUGCGCGUCAUCGCCGUCGCUGAAAGCGUCAGCUCUGCAUCCCGGCAGCUGCGUGAGGCAGAUCGCCGACUCCGCGCGGAGAGGCGACGCCACAGAAAGCCCACAGAGGACGAAACCUGCGUCUGGCGCCGCGACGCUGCGGGCGAAGGUGGACGCGGCAACAAAGGGGGGCGCCUCGACGGCCGGCGAGAGAGGCGCAAGUGUCUGCAGUACGCCUCCAGGGGUGCGCACUCCUCAGUAUCUCUCCACCCAGCGGCGCUCAGCGACGCCGCGAACGGAGCGCUCGACAGAACAAGAAAGACUCUCGCCGUGUCGAGGGCCGGGUGAGGUCUCGAGCAAGACAGCAACAGAGCAGCAGCUCUCUGGCAGUCCCAGGAGAGCCGGCGAGGCGAGGAACAACGAGGGACGAGGGAGGAGACAGGCGGAGCCCAAGGGACCCGCAGAUGAACGAGGCAUCACGAAACCAGAGGAUGAGCAGGAAGCAACUGCGCGGCGGGUUGCAGCCAAAGAGGUCGUAGCCUCGGCAUCCGAGGCGAAGACGGAGAAGAAGGGUCAUGACGGCGGAAGCGGCGGAAAGGCAAAACUUGGAGAAGACGUUUCCGCGGAGAACGACUUCGGCAGGCGAGGAUCGAAUGGCGGUCGGCCGACUGUGGUUUGCCGGUGCGACCCCGGAGACAGUGGAACGCAGGAGCAGCAGGAGGACGAGGUUCGAGCGAUGGACGCCAUGUAUACUCCCGUGAAAGUUCUGCAGUGUGGGUUCCUGUCGCUGGCCUUUCUUUCGGAGUUGCACGACCCUUUCCUUCACUUCGUUCCCGCGAGCCCACACGCGCCAAGGGCGCCCUCGUCCUACCGCGCGACAGAACACCGUGGCGAAGAGUGCAGCGCGGAGGGCAGCGCGGAGGUUUCAAAGGACAAGAAAGAAGAGGUCGCGCAGGAGCUUCCCGCGGACUUUUGGCGGCGAGCCCGGUCGGCGGCGGCCCAAGGCGGAGGCGCGUCGCGCCUGCUUGUGGCACACUGCCGAGGCCAGACAGAAGGCAAGACCUCCGGGGCGGUCGCGAAGGCGGAGAAGGCGAUCUUCAGUCUGCGCAGGUGCGCGUGGGUAGUGGUGCUGAGCCCGACUGCGGGGUGCUUCUUUUCCGCGGUCUCUGCGGGCAGCGAGGAGGAGGACGACGGGGAAGAGGACGGCCUCGACGAGGCGAGGAAACGCGGAGCAGAGAGCCGCACAGAUAGCGACACCGGAGAGAAGAAGCGUGAGACGCCAUGGCUCGCAAAGGGACGCGCUGACAUGCCGUCCUCCUCUCUGUCUCCGCGGCGCUCGACGACACGGUCCUUGCCCACCUCCGACGGCGCCGCCCAGUCCUCGGGCGCCUCAACGCCGCGAGCCGACGCGUCUCUGGGUAAAGGCAAGAACGCCGUGGCUGCUGCACAGCGGCAGUGGCUGGAUCCAGUAUCGCAGUCCUCGGUGUCGACGAGGGCGGAGUUCCCCUCCACCGACGGCGCCGCGUCUUCGCUCUCCUUUUUUGCCUCGUCGUCUGCGCACGCGGCGUCCAACGCGCCUCUGCCCGCGGCCUCGGCGGACCAGGAAACGGGGAAAGGCGCCGCGGACGCUGAAGCUGCGCCUCCACAGUGCCAGCUGUGCGCGGGCGCGUGUGCAGUUGAGUGCGUUCGCUACCUCUUUCGGGUUCUAGGCGAGUCUCAGCAGGCAUUUUUCUUCGCCGUCGUCGACGUGCUUCUCCCGCGAAACUACCCAGCGGUGCCACCCUACGUCGCCGUCGGCCUCUCUCAUGCGGUGCCCAGGAAGGAAGUCGAGAAGCUGCUUGCCCAGCUGCAGAAAGAAUAUGAAGCCUCCAAAGGCGAGGUUGUUCUGUAUCGGCUCUGCCUUCAACUCCAGUCUUUCACGGCGGAGCUCUCCAGCACGUCGUUGUUUAGCAAUCUGUGGGAAGAGAUGCACUUCAUGGAGCGCCAGCGGCGCCACCUGCUUCUGCGCGAGCAGCACAAGAGGCACCAGAGCCUGAAGGCCCGGCAGAGUCUUCUAUUGCAUCAUCCGUUCGGGGCCUUCUCCGGCCUCGCGGCAGAUCCGCUCGGCCGCGGCUUCCCGCUUUCCUCGUCCCUCUCUGGCGGCCGCCACGAUUUGGGGAGAGGCUCGCUCUCGUCGUCGCUCGCCGCGUUUGGCGGAGACGGCGACGACCUCGUGGACGCCGGGGGUCCUGAAAAGCGCGGCGGUCCCGGGCGCCUCGGCGCCGCGUUGCGUGGAGCCUCGGGCUCGGGCGAAGACCUCGGCGGCGGCGCGGAGCGCGGCGUGCGCGAGCCGCGGCCGGGGGCCUUCGGCACCGGGCGGGACGACGAGCUGCGGGGGCGCGUGACUGGGGGUCCGCCGGAGAAGGAGGCGAGGCAGAGUCGCUUCGGCGCCGGGCGCGCGGCCUUCGAUCGCUUCGGCGAGCGACGCGGAGAGAACGCCUUCACCUUCCAGGCAGCGGUCAAGGCGCGCAUGCGGCAGGUCCUCGACGACGGCAGACAAGAGUUGUUCGAUAAAGUGCCGUCGCCGCUCUACACCCGGACCAUCAGCUGGGCGGACGGCGAAGAGGACGGCGCGUACCAGUGGGAGGACGAGGAGGAAGACGAAGACCUGUCGAGCUUCGAAGAAGACGCUGUGGAUAUACAGUCAUGCUUUUACACAUCUUCGCCGUCCCGCUCGCGACGCCUCUCCUCGCGCCGCUGGCUGCCGCAGCUGCGGCGGCCGCGCCCGUCCGGUGCGCCUCCGGCCUCUUUGGCUGCGGAGCCCGCAGAACCCGAGCUAGGUCGGGCGGCGAGUGCAGGCGCGGUGCGGGGGGAGAAAGAGCUCCGCGGCGACGUCGGAUCCAGGCCUGCGACGGCGAUCCCCGCUCUGCGUGUCAGCGAGCUUUCAGCGACCAACGAACGAGACGACGCGCACGAGGAAGCCGAUUCGCGAGACCACAGCUUCGCCUCCGCGAGUGGCGGGGGACGCGACCUGCGCCCCGGCGCCCGACUCGCGCCACCUGGCUCGUGUGGAGGAACGGAGGCGCGCGAGGCCGGCGCCGACAACUCCUGCGUCUACGCGAGCGCGUGGGUCUCCAGCGCGCCGGAGGCGAGAGGCGACACAGAUCUUUCGUCGCACUCACUGGAGUCCACCGACCGCGGCGACUCCGCGGGGGUCGGGGGCGCGCCGGGCGAGCGUGCCGGUGGGGCGGCGCGCGAGAGUCGACGCGCAGGCGGCCGCGGAGGGAGUCUGCGCGCGCUGCUGCUAAACUCGCAGAGAACGACGCGAUAUGAAAGGGACUUCCUGCAGGUCAAGAUUCUCGCCACGCGCGAACGCUGCCGCGUGGCGCUGGUCUACCACAUCAUCGACAAGCACAAGUACAUCGUGAAGCAGGUCUUCGUGCCGUGCUUUUCGUCGUCUUCGGGGGCUUUCCUUUCCCUGUCGCGCGCGGCGAACCCGCAGACCUCGCAAGUCGCCGAGGGCAGCAGACUGCGGAAGCAGCCCAAAGGCCUCGAACUCGUCGACAGGUCUCUGCAACAAGUCACGCUCCUCUGCGCGCUCCAACACCCUUACAUCAUGCGCUACCAUCAAGCGUGGACGCAGUACCACACGUCGUCCUCCCUUCCGCCGCUGGUCAGAGUGAGCGGCGGAGACUCUUCGGGCGCCUCGCGGGCACGAACAGGCUCCACUGAGGGGUGCCCGCGGGCAGACGCUUCCGGCGGCGGCGACGAGCCGUUCAUCGGCGUCUACAUCCAAAUGGAAUUCUGCGAACGCAGUCUCGAGGACGAACUAGAAAAGCGCACAGUUCUGCACUGGGACUCACAGCAAAUAUGGACGCUCUUCAGACAGACACUGGAGGCGCUGGUGUACAUACACCGCAACCGCGUGUGCCAUUUGUCGCUGAAGCCGUCGAACGUUUUCCUCGAGCCUGACGCCUACGGCUACAACGUAAAGCUUGGGGACUUUGGCGUGACAUCGUUGAUCGGGGUGGCUCACAACACAGACACGCUGUUUUCGCGUCUCUACGCCGCCCCCGAAGUCCUCGCGGCGAUGGAAAAAAGCGGCCGAGGCGCUCCGUUCGCGAUCCGAGAUGCGGACAAAGCAGACAUGUAUUCACUGGGCGUGCUGUUCGCGGAGAUGUGGGCGCGGCACGAAAUGUUCGGGCGCGCAUGCAGCCGCGCAGAGUUCCUCACGGCGCUAGUCAAGGAUCGCGACUUGAAGCAGCUUAAGGUGCCGUCACCCGCCGCGAAGAUCAUCAAGCUCCUGCUCUCGCCCAAUCCCGCGGAUCGUCCCUCGUCGAUGUCGCUUCUGCAGUCGUCUCUGCUGCCGCCUGCGGUUGAGGAAGAGUUGUUCAAAGCCUUUCUGCUUCGCCUCCGCACGCAGCUUCACCGCCGCGCAUCGGUCGCAGUUGUGCCGCGCGCGCCGUCGCCCUGCGUCUCCGCGGGAAAGAAGAAAACCGAGGCCGGGUCGCGGAAGAAAGCUCCAGACAGGUCGCCGAGGUCUUCCGCCGCUCACGCGCAGGGCGGCUCCAGCCGAAGCGCCGCCGUUGGCCUUGCGACGGAAGUCCUCAAAAUCUUCUUCCGCAGGCAGUUCGACGCCGCUUCAGCUGCGCUCCUCUUAAACGACUUCCUCCGGCGCUCUAGCACCGCGCCUGAGCACGACGCGCGCGUGUUGGUGCAGCAGACGCUCGCUGAAUACUUUGCGCGCUGCGGCGGAGACCAGGUUCAAGUUCCGCUCCUCGUGCCGCUCACGAAGAGCCUGGCGGACUGCGAAGAGGCCAUGAAGCAAACCCCGACGCACGCGUCGAGUCGCCACUCGGAGUCCCUGUCGCUGCUGGACGAGCGCAACGUGCUCCUCACGCUGCCGCGUUUUUUCUCUUCUGCCCUGGCGGUCUGCGGCGCUUUGGGUGCGUUCCCCUGCUCGCUGCACUCCGCCUCGGUGGCGGCCUCGCCCGACGCAGCGCUGCAGCAGCUGCUCCUGCAGACUCCGUUCGCGGCCUCGUCGGCGUCUCGGGGCUCGCUGGCUGCCGCGCCUCUCUCGCCUUGCCCCUUCUGUGGGACGCCGUCGCCUUCGCGCGCGGCUGCGCCUGCGCCUGGGCCUGCGCCCUGGGCUGGCGCCUCGCUCUCUGCGUCCUUCGCGCAUGCGACGCUGCUCGCCGCGCCCUCGCCGCUCGGCUCUGCGGACGGCAGAAGCGGAGAAGACAGCGAACGCGGAGGGCGAGAGCGACCCGAAGACCUCGAGCUCGCGCUCCAGGGCAAGGAGUACCGGCGCUUCGCCAUCGGGCACUGCUACACCGCGCCGGCGGUCUCCUUCCUGGCGAGCUACGGGCACCCGGUGCCGAGUGUCUCAGCCUGCUUCCAGAUUCUCUUUCCCUUAUCACCUCCGGCUGCAUCAGCAUCGGGGUCGUCGCUGGGGUCGCCCAGUGCGUCGCCCGACAGCCUGAGGUACUUGAAGUCCUCUUCUUCCUCCUCAGUCGCGGCCCCAGAGGAGGCGAGCCGCAGCCUCACGUCGGCGACGGUCUCGUCUGCGCUGGUGCUCGCGCCUGAAGCGCAGAGGACGGCGCUGCUGGAGGCCGAGGCGCUGUCGGUCUGCAGCGGCGCCCUGCGAAAAACUGAAUGUGCGCUCGCGCUGAACCUCGGCUGGCGAGUGUCCUGGACUCUCGGCAAGCUCCUCUCCGCCGUCCUUCGUGAAUUGUUUUUCGUUCCGCUGUCUGACCUGCCGAGUGCGAUGGCCGUGAUGCGGCACGUCUGCCCUUUGGAGACUGGCGAGAUCCCAGACGCCGCCCUGCAAAGCGCGAUAGAGAGAAUCAUCGAGCACCACUCCGUUCUGCCGUUUGCGCAUCGCGCGUGGUUCGCCGAGAAGCUGAAGCGCGUUGUGGACAGCGCGGGAGGGUCCGUCUCCCUUGUAGUGGAGCGGCUGUUCGCCGUCUUCCGCGAUGUCACGUCUCGCAUGCGCGGCGACCGCGUCCUCUCGCGUCUGUUUCGUCUCCUCGCCCACCGGCCCCUGGCGCCGCGCUCGCUGCUUCUGCAGCUGCUGUCCUCCUCGGCGGCCGUCGCCAGCUGCAGCCGCGAGCGAAGCAGACGCCGCUUGGCGCGCGACGACGCAGCCGAGAGCGGCGGCGCGAGCUGCGCGGCGGAAGAAACGGGCGAUGAAGACGGCAGCCAAACCGACGAGGAGCAACUGCCUGUGACCUUCCUCUCAGGCGAGCUGGGGAAGGUGCUCGUUAGAGCGCUCUACAUCGAGCGCUGCUUGCAGCGAGCCGGCGAAGACACGAGCCGCUUUUUCUUCUGCGUCUUCUUCCCCGGCGUCUUUGCUCCAUACGACCCCGCGCGCCUCAUUUUCCAAGCCUCCGUCGGGGCGUCGCCCCUCGAGGCGGCUCCUGCGCCGGGUUUGCCCGUGGGCGAUGGCGGCCUCGUGUUCGUCUGCGCCGCUUUCCCCCGCUUCUUCGUGGAGCGUCUGGGCGGCGCCUCCGAAGCGACGCGGCGACGACGCGGCGCUCACUUGCGGCGCGGCGCCCGCCUCCCCCCCCUCGGCGUCCACACACUCAGCUUCGAGUUGGCAGUCGAGCGCGUCUUCUCCUUCGCGUCGGUCAUCCGUUACUUGCGCAGCAAUCCGUCGCUCUGCGAGCUCAGCUCCCACGCGCCGCUGCCGGCCUUCUCUCUCCACCUCGGCGCCGCGGCGGAGGUAGAUGCCGGUGCCUGGCGCCUCGCAGCGGGCCUUGUGAAGGCCGGCGCUGCCGCAGACGAGGCGCGCAGAGAAGAAGAAAAACAAGAGGACACCACGCUGCCGGAGGUCGUCGUCACCGUGCAGAGCGGCAAGCAGCUGCCGCUGGGCUUCUCCCUGGUAGCCAAGCUCCUCAGACGAGGCGUGCGGGCGGAGCUGCGCGUGACGCCGGUAGUGGAGACGUCAUAUUUUCAGCGGCUGCUUCGGCGGUCGCGGCGGAUUCUGUACCAAGCUCAGAUUCAGCACCACCGGUCUUCGGCCUCGCAUCCGAGCGUCGCUGCGGCCGCCUCGCACUCGACUGCGGGCGCGCACGACCCUCUGGCGGCUGCAGGCGCGCGCUACGGACUCGCUGCCUCCGCCUCGCCGCACCACGACACAGGCGGCCGCGAGCACCUCCCGCCGUUUUCUUCGUCCUCGGCGUCGCUGCUGGCGCCGCCGGCGUCGUCGCUGGGGCCCUCGGAGCCCGGCGGGCUGCACAGCGCGUUCACAGGGCUGGGCAAGGAGGACGCGCACUUUGCCUCGCUCCUCGCGAACGCCGGCGGCUCUUCCGCCUCCUCCGCCUCCUCCGCUUCGCUGCACGUCGCGCCGGCGGCCUCGAGCUCUAUGUCACCAUUCUUCGCUACUUCCGCCUUCGCUGCGACGCCCUGCGUGGCGACGCAGGCCGCCUAUGUCAUCGAGGAGCUGCACGCCGAGGACGCGCGGGGAGGCGAUCGCGUCUGCGCGUCCUCGCUCCUCUUCGGCGAGCGGAAAAAGCGAAAGGUGUUUGACGAGAAUGCGGCCGUUCAGCUGCUCUGCACUGCCCUAGUGGAGGGCUACAACGGCACAGGCGAGAAGGGCUUGAGCGGCAAGAAAGCUAAGCAAAAAGGAAACGCCGCGGCCGCCGCCGGCGAGCGCGGAGGCGCGGACGCAGAGCCUGGCGGCCGGGCGCAGCGCAGCGCCAGGGACCGCCGCUGGGAGAAAGACGGGGAGAAAGCCGAGAGAAAAAGAUGA
Molecule: messenger RNA, 9117 nt
Organism: Besnoitia besnoiti
Lineage: Eukaryota; Apicomplexa; Conoidasida; Eucoccidiorida; Sarcocystidae
Exons: 20
Coding region: 1-9117 (3038 amino acids)
Biological process (GO): protein phosphorylation
Cellular component (GO): cytosol
Molecular function (GO): protein binding; ATP binding; eukaryotic translation initiation factor 2alpha kinase activity
Source: RefSeq, a predicted model, not a curated record